AGGGGGCCGUUUUAGGAUUCGGCUGCGGUUGUGUGCGAGGACAGUGGUGUGGUGUUGUUCAAUCCAGCUGUGAACGGCUCGCUGUUCUCACAUCACACUUCUUUCUGUACUGAAGAACACAAAUCCUUCUGUUGUUUUCUGUUUAGUUGUUUUUGUUGUUGUUGCUCCGUUCAUGUUGUGAUAUUAAAUGGACUUUCACGCCCUUCUUCACACGUCCUGAGACCAGACAUCCGAGGAGACUGUUGUCGUCCAGUGGGACAAUGGGUUUUGGGGAAGAACUGUGGUGCCAUCAGGGUCAUGCUGCUCUGCUGCGACUGCAGGACUCUGAGCUACGGCUCAUGGAGAUGAUGAAGAAGUGGAUGACCCAGAGAGCCAAGAGCGACCGCGAGUUCUCUGUUCAGUUACAUCAGAUGGCGGCCAUGGUGGAAAAACUGGAGGGCCCUCAGGCUGGAGGAGGCUUGGACUACAUCAGCCAGCUUCAUAAGUCGUGGAAUGUGAUGGUGAGCGAGACGGAGAACCUGAGUCGGAUCCUCCGCAAGCACUCUGAAGACCUGAUGGUGGGUCCUCUAAGCAAACUCACUCUUCUAAUCAGAGACAAACAGCAACUAAAGAAGACGUACACCGAGCAGUGGAGCCUUCUCAACCAAGAGCUAUGCAGGGUCACCCAAACUGAGUUGGACCGCCUGAAGUCUAAUUACAAGCAGUUGGUGCGAGAUGCAACCCUAGCCAAGAAGAAAUAUCAGGAAGCGAGUAAAGACAAAGACCGUGAGAAAGGCAAGGAACGCUACAUCAAAGCUACACUGAAGCUUCAUGAGCACCACAAUGAGUACGUGCUGGCAGUGAAGGCGGCUCAAGUGCAUCAUCAGCAACACUUUGGCCGGAGCCAGCCAGCGCUGCUCACCGCUCUGCAGACACUGCAGGAGGAAAUGGUGCUCAUUCUAAAGGAGAUUCUGCAGGAAUAUUUUGACCUGUCCAGUCUGCUCCAGGAUGAAGUGGUGUGUGUUCAUAAUGAGAUGACCAAUGCCCUCAAAGCCAUCGAACCACACAGAGAGUAUGAAAGCUUCAUUCAGCAGAACAGGUCUAGAGCGGAAGUACCAACGUGUGUGGAGUUUGACAGCAGUCUACUGGAAGAUGCUGAGCGUUUGAAGCCCGAGGAGCUGGAACUGAAUGAGCUGACUCUGGAAGGAAUACAGCACCGGCUCACUGCUAUUGAAGAGGAGCUUCUAAGCAUAGCGGCUACUCUGGGAACACAGCAGGCCGCUGUUAACCAGCUGGAGAUAGACCUGGAGGCCGAAGAGAACUUGGACAAUGCUGGCCAGAGAGUGUACCAGUUUAGCAAGCGUAAUGCUCUGGAGGACAGCAGGCAGCAGGUGGUGAUAUCAAUGGUGGCACGUGCCCGGCUUGAGGCCCAGCGCAGGUUGCUGGCUGAUAAACUGCAAAGUCUUGGCAGCAAUGAUGCACCAACACUGGACUUGGAUGAUGAUCGGAUCUCUCUCAACUCCAGCACCACUGAGCGUGACAAAGAUUUCAAAGUCCCUAGUAUGGACAGCAUCUUUAACCACCUGAGCAGCCUGUUCAAACCCAAGUACACCGUGCCACCUGCUCUGUCUCCUGUCCCUGAAAUUGAGAAGCCUUUGAGCCAACAGUGUUGGUACCAUGGUGCCAUCCCACGAGUCGAAGUCCAGGAGCUGUUGAAGAAUGAUGGGGACUUUUUGGUCAGGCAGAGCCAGGGCAAACAGGAGUAUGUGCUGUCUGUGCACUGGGGUGGGCAGUGUCGCCAUUUCCUCAUUCAAAACACAGAGGGUGUGUAUCGUCUGGAUGGUGAGGGUUUCCACUCUAUACCACUGCUCAUGAACUACCUUCUCAACUCCAACAGAAAUGUCACCAGGAGGACGGAUAUAGUGUUGAAAAAACCCAUCCCCAAGGACAAGUGGUACUUGGAGCAUGAUGAUGUUAUCCUUGGCCAAAGCAUUGGCCGGGGGAACUUCGGUGAGGUGUUUAGCGGCCGCCUGCGUUCAGACAACACACCAGUGGCGGUGAAAGCCUGCCGUGAAAACCUUGCCAUAGAACUCAAAAAUAAAUUUCUCAUGGAAGCUCGGAUUCUAAAACAGUAUGACCAUCCGAACAUAGUGAAGCUCAUCGGUGUCUGCACACAGAAACAGCCCAUCUAUAUAAUCAUGGAGCUGGUGCAAGGAGGAGACUUCCUGUCCUUCCUCCGUUCAGAGGGACACAGCCUGAAGCCAAAAAUGCUGAUUAAGAUGGCUGAGAAUGUGGCGUCUGGCAUGGAGUACCUGGAGGGCAAGAAGUGCAUCCAUCGGGAUCUGGCAGCGAGGAACUGUCUGGUAGGAGAGAAGAGUGUAGUGAAGAUCAGUGAUUUUGGCAUGUCACGCGUGGAACAGGAGGGCGUAUAUUCAGCAACUGGCGGCAUGAAACAGAUUCCAGUCAAAUGGACUGCACCGGAGGCUCUCAACUAUGGGCGCUACACCCAUGAGAGUGACGUGUGGAGUUUUGGGGUUCUGCUUUGGGAGACGUUCUCCAGAGGAAUAACUCCAUACACCAGUAUGAGCAAUCAGCAGACCAGGGAUGAAGUAGAAAGAGGGUAUCGUAUGCCAGCUCCCAGUGGCUGUCCAGAUGAGAUCUAUACCCUAAUGCAUCGCUGCUGGCAGCAUGACCCAAGAAUGCGUCCUUCCUUCCGAAAAAUCAAGGCAGAGCUCCACACUCUUUGCAGUUAACACACACACACCUCUUAAGCUGUGCUUUUUGACACCCAUGCAAUAGUAUGUCUAUUGUCUAAAUGAACAGUGUGUUUGAUAUGACUCUCCUUGUAAUGUAUAUUUUGCUUCUGGAACUUUUUUUAAUAAUUUUUUUAUGUAUUUAAAUUGAAACCUUGCCAUAACUUAUGAUCUUGAUGUAUUCACAUGACAUUGGUUUUCCACUAAAUAAAGUCAACGUUGUGACGUAAAGAUGAAAUCUGUAAAGAUUAAAUCAGACUUCACAUGUAUCUUAUCGCAUCGCUUUUCUCAUAUAAGCUGCCUUUAUCAUGAGGUCUUUCUUACUGUACCUGUGGGAGUUCAGCAGGUGAUGUACGCAUAAUCAGGGUGGAGAAAGGAACACAGCCUUCUUUCACAAGAUCUAAAUUUUAUUCAUUUUUUUCCCCUUCAAAACAGCAGGUGAACUGGAUUGCAAACAUAACUCAUCAAUGUCAUCAUUCACAUGGAGUAAAUGGCAUUAAGCUUUCGGUGUUCUAUAAGGUAGCUCAAAGCCAACAAGCUGCAUUCUGAAGCUUGGCUUUACACACUGCUGAACAUAUUGUGAAGUUAUUUUACCACAUAUCAGAGGGGCUUCAUCAGUCUGCCAAAAUGAUCCACAUAUUUAAACGCUGUAUGAUUCCCAUGAGAGCUUGAAAUUAGUGUCAUAAUUGUUGACAAAUGUGUGUAUCAUGAUUUAUCAAUAAGAAACACAUCACAAAUGGCUUUGAACUUGGGUCUGAUAUUUUGAUAUUUAAAGAUGACACAUGAAGGAUACCCUUCAAUGAAAAUACCUCAUUAAAGUGUUAGAAUUGAAAAUAUUUUUCCAGAAAAUGUUCUUUAUGCAAUUGUUAUAAGCCAUGUUUUAAAUGUAUUAU
Molecule: messenger RNA, 3625 nt
Organism: Neoarius graeffei (lesser salmon catfish)
Lineage: Eukaryota; Metazoa; Chordata; Actinopteri; Siluriformes; Ariidae
Gene: fes
Product: FES proto-oncogene, tyrosine kinase
Exons: 19
Coding region: 261-2732 (823 amino acids)
Biological process (GO): cell adhesion; regulation of mast cell degranulation; peptidyl-tyrosine phosphorylation
Molecular function (GO): non-membrane spanning protein tyrosine kinase activity; ATP binding
Source: RefSeq, a predicted model, not a curated record